Oryza brachyantha (malo sina) is the source of this 3782-nucleotide messenger RNA. RefSeq names its product putative disease resistance protein RGA3. The transcript has 3 exons. The record is from RefSeq and is a predicted model, not a curated record. Gene Ontology annotation, molecular function: ADP binding. Lineage: Eukaryota; Viridiplantae; Streptophyta; Magnoliopsida; Poales; Poaceae. The coding region runs from base 314 to 3544 and encodes 1076 amino acids. Gene Ontology annotation, biological process: defense response to other organism.
CUCCACGAAGAAUUUUCCCAAGCAUUAAAGAAUUUCGCCGAGGCGACGCGAUCGAAUGGAAGUUGCGGAGGAGGAGGAGAAGAAGAAGCCGGCACCUCCCCUGCUCGCCGCGUCGCGCGGCGAUAGCCCCGAGGUCCGCCGGCCGCGCCAUUCCUCCGGCUCCGGAUGCGGAUGCGCCUCCCGUUUUGUUUUUUUCUCCGAAGGUUUGAUCUUGCUGCGAAUGCUCCCGCUUUUCUUGUUCCAAAAUCCAGCCUCUCUCCGCUUGCAGCUUGGGCUUCGAGAUUCAGAAAGAGAAAGCCUCAGGUGAGUUCUGAUGGAGACAAUUCUAGCUGGUUACACGAAGGAUGUCGUCAUGUCGCUUGGUAACUUGGCUGCUAACGAGAUUGCCAAGGUGCUGUGCGUCAAAAAUGAGAUCAACAAGCUGAAGAGGAAGCUUGAGACCAUGACGGCGAUCAUCCGGGAUGCGGAGCAGACGGUCGUGCAGUACGAAACCACAAGGGAUUGGUUGAAGCGGUUGAGAGGAAUAGCUUAUGAGGCAGAGAACAUCAUUGACCGCUGCAGGAUUGAACAGGAGAGGCUCCAAAUGUUCCAACCACAGGAAUGCAAUCCUUCAUCACUUUUUAAGUGCUGCAGAGAUGUUGCUGUUGACUACAUGAUAGCAAAUGAUAUACACGAACUAAAUCAGGAACUGGAGAGCAUUAAGUCAGAGAGUACAGUGCUCCAUCUAAAUCCAGUGACAGAAGACCAAAUCAGAUUAGAUCUUGAUGUUGCUCCAGAUCUUGAGCCUGAUAUUGUAGGCAGAGAGGUUGAGAAUGACUGUGAUACUCUCAUACAGCUGCUAAAGAGAGACUAUAUUACUACUUGUCCUUUGUUUGCUAUUGUUGGAACUAUUGGAGUAGGCAAGACCACCCUAGCCCGAAAGGUAUACCAUAGGGCGGCAACAAUGUUUGAGACCAGACUAUGGGUACACAUGUCCAAAGACUUGCAGCACUUAACAAUGUGGUAUGAUGGGAUGUUCAAAAAAGCAGAGACUGCAGAACAACAAGCACUGUUGCUAUCAUAUUUACAAGGUAAGAAGUUCCUCCUGGUCAUUGAUGAUGUAUGGGGAGAGAAUGUUUGGGAUGGGCGGCUAGAGAUUCAAGCCCAACAUGGCGCCCCUGGCAGUAGAGUCCUUGUGACAUCCCGGGAUGAGCGUGUUGCUAGGAGGAUGGGGGCCAUCCAUCUUCACACGGUGAAGAUGCUGAAUGAGGAUGAUGCUUGGUGGUUGCUUCGUACAAGGGCCUUCCUUGAUGAAAGCGCUGGCAACAUGCAGGAUAUCGGAAGACGAAUCGUGCAAAAGUGCAAUGGCCUUCCAAUGGCGAUAAGGAGAAUUGGAUGCCAUCUAAGGGACGUGGACCCUAAGGAAGAUGACUGGCGAAGAGUCUGCUCGAGUGAUUUCUGUGGCAUUUCUGCGAGGAUACGGAGCACCAUUAACAUGAGUUACCUAGAGCUUCCAUAUUACCUGAAGAGGUGUUUUCUGUAUUGUGCAUUGUACCCAGAGGGAUUUGUUAUUGACAGGCAGUGUAUCACCCGUCAGUGGAUCGCAGAGGGAUUCAUUGUGAGCCAGACAAACUCUACAACAGUUGAAGAAGAAGCUCAAAGAUGCUACGAUGAAUUGUUAGGACGGGGUCUUCUUCUCCCAGAGAUUGAAGACUAUGAUGUGGUGGGAUCAAAGAUGCCUCAUCUUUUCAGAUCAUUUGCACUUCUUCAGUCGCAAGAUGAAAACUUUACCGGCAACCCUCAAGAUAUAGGUGAUGUUUUCAAACCAUGCCGUUUGUCUGUUACGCAUGGAGGUGUAGAAGCCAUUAGAAAUGGCAUCAAAAAGCUCAAGAACUUGAGGACACUUCUCCUAUCUGGGAGUGCAGUAAAUGACAGGGCCUUGAGUGAUAUUUUCCUAAAGUUCACACACCUAAGAGUUCUAGACCUUGGAAAUACACGGAUCGAGUGUGUUACUGUGAGUUUAGGACGGAUGGCACACCUUAGAUAUCUUAGUUUUGCUAAUACUCAAGUUAGAGAAAUUCCUGGUACUAUUGAGAAUCUGAGGAUGUUGCACUUCUUAAUACUCAGGAACUGCAUUUGUCUUAAUGCUCUCCCAGAAUCUGUGGGCCGACUAAAAAACCUGAGAAGCCUUGACAUAUCAGGUGCAGGACUAAAUAUUGUAUCAUUUAGAUUCUCCCAGAUGAGAGAACUCAACUGCCUACAAGGUUUCCUUGUGAGCCCAAGUGGUGCGCAACACAGAAGUGGUUGGCCAUUUCAAGAGCUGAGUUCCUUAUCUAAGCUGACAAGCCUUCAGAUGUUAAGGAUAGAGAGGGAAUUAAAUGCAGAAAGUGCAAAACAAUCAGCGUUGCGGGAGAAGUGUCACCUCAAAGAGCUUGAGUUGUGCUGCAGCCUUGAUGAGCAAACCACACAGAUGGGUAAAGCCGAGAAUGUCAAAGAUGUUUUCGAGGAACUGGCGCCAGCACCUUCUGUUUUGUCUAUCAAGAUGGAAAAUUAUUAUGGGCAUGAAUUUCCAUCUUGGCUAUCCUCACCUGCUCUAUCAAAGUUGCAGAGGCUAACCCUAGCUGGCUGCUCACAUUGCUCGCAUCUGCCAUCUCUGGGCCAGAUGAGUAAUCUAAAAUACCUUGCAAUAAUCGAUUCCAAUUUGUCAGCUACCAUUGGUCCUGAGCUUCGUGGAAAUCCCGAUAAUGGGGUAGCAUUUCCUAAGCUGCAGCAGUUGCUCAUCAGCGAGAUGAGCAACUUGAAGUCAUGGCGGGGCAUCGAAGAAGGAGAUAUGCCUUCACUAGUGAAUCUCAGGCUUGAAAGAUGCCCCAAGCUGGAAUCACUUCCCCGCUGGCUUGAGCAUUGUACUGCUUUGAGAAGCUUUCGCAUAGAUCGCGCCGAUAGCCUGAAAACAAUUGAGAAUCUGCCUGCAGUUAGAGAACUUGAAGUUCACAGGAACAAAAAGCUGAAAAGGAUCUUAAACCUCGGAAGUCUCGAAGGUUUGAAAGUUGUGCAUUGCUUGGUCUUGAAAGUGGUACAAGGUGUUCCUUCGUUGCGCACCGUGCAUUCAGAUGACAGAAAUUCAACUGAACUCCCGCCAUGGUUGCAGCCGCAAGAACCGUUCAUUCUCAAGAGACUGGAGAUAAUUGGGACUGAGGAGCUACUGGAUAAGUGCUCAUCUGCUAGUAGCCCAUAUUGGUCUUCCAUUCAGCAUGCUGAUCAUGUCUUCGCGCAUCUGCCCGAUGAUACCUUCUACUUCUCCUACACCAAAAGUAACGGCAGCUUCCAUAGAAGCGCAAGAUCCCUUGCACGAUCUUCUUUGUAUAGUUCUCCGAGCUUCGUUAUGCCUUCUGUUACACAGGGCAGUGAUGUUAUUGCACCAGAAGAAGAUGCAGGGAGAAACAUGCAGAUAGAAAUAGGUCGAUCCAGGAGUCAGUCAUGGGUGAGGACCGAACUUUUCGCAGUUCUCCUGUUUGUUGCUGCCCACUUGUUUUUCUUGUCAACCGCACCUGCUUCUGCACAUUGAAUUCGGGCAGUUCAGGCAGUGUAAAAAUUGGCGAUUAUUCCAUUGACCUUUUGAUGUUCACAUUUUGUUGGCACAAAAUUCAUUGAGAACAUGUGCUUCUUGUUGUGGUCUGUAUGAUUUUUUUUUUCAAUAGUUUCUACUGCUUCGUGCUAGUAUAUAGGCAAACAGUGCAUGGGGUAAUAUUUAAUUGCACAGAGAACACUGUGGUUAGUACCGCUUGUCUACAAUAAUACAUGAA